CUACUAGGCAAUGACAAAUGGGUGCACAGGUGUAUCUGACGGUUAGCACAGGUCGUAACACCACCUGCCUCGAGUAGAGUCAUUUAUGUUUCGAGUUUUCCUUAAAAGUGAAGCUUUUUCCAAUUUUACACAAGACAUUCCAACAUUUACUUAGUAAAUGACCAUGGAGGAGCCACGGUCGGAGACCGCAAACAGGAGCGAAGACGCCGAUACUCUGGUUCCGGCUUCUAGUGAUUCCAGUUUACAUCUGGAUAUCAGCCGCCCGGAGUUACCUUUACUACGCUUCUGGUUACUAUGUUUUGGACUUCUCCUCGGCCUAUUGUUGUCGCUCCUCGAUACCUCCAUCGUCGCGACGAGUCUAUUUUCGAUAGCGGUCGAAUUCAACACCUUAACAUCGGUGAACUGGGUGGCGCUGGCCUACACUUUAACUUACCUCGGCUGCGCUGUGUUAUUGGCUCGGAUAUCCGAUAUUGUCGGUCGGCGCAAUGCAUUCAUCGCAUCGUAUCUCGUUUUUAUGGCAUUUUCGGUGGCUUGUGGAUUUACGCAGAACUUGGCCCAGCUGAUAGCGUGCCGAGCAGUGCAAGGGCUUGGCGGUUCAGGGCUAUAUUCCAUCACGAUGAUAAUCCUUCCAGAAGUUGCGCCGAAGAAACUGAAAAGCUUCAUUGGAGGCUUGAUUGGGAUUGUCAUGACAGCAUCGAGUGUCCUAGGGCCAGUCCUCGGAGGUGUAUUGACGCAGUACGCAAAGUGGCGUUGGGUCUUCUGGAUUAACGGACCUAUCGGUGUGGUAUCGAUGCUCCUCUUCUAUUUCGCAUGGCCGAAGCCUCAAUAUUUGCCCAAUAACGAGAGAAGAUCCUGGAAGGAAUUGGACUAUGUUGGCUCGGUACUUCUGAUUGCCGCUGCUGUCUUGGUCGUAUUUCCGUUCCAAAAUGCUGGGAACAUGACGGACCAAUGGUCAAAAGCCAUCUUCAUCGCCCCACUGGUCAUCGGUGUAGCUUUAUGGGUGGCUUUAGUCGGUUGGUCUAUUUUCGUAGAACGCCACUGGGGGGGCGCCAUAGACGCAGCGCUUCCUAUGCGGCUCCUACACGAUCGUGUGUAUGCUUCGGCGGUCUUCAACACCUUGCUCCUCGGGUUUCCUUACAUGCUCAUUAUUUAUGCAUUCCCGCUCAGACUGCAGAUGGUCAACGGCAAGAAUCCAUCUAUGGCUGGAAUCAUGCUCCUUCCAAUGUUGGCUUCGAGCGCUGUCGGUUCCGUGAUUUCAGGAGCCCUCAAUGCGAAGAAAAACAGGGUAUUCGAGACGCUACUAACGGCUACUUGUCUAUUGGUCCUCGGCUGUGGUCUUCUUUCCACCCUCUCAAGCUCAAUCGAACUCGAACCUAAAGCCCUAGGAUUUCUGGUUUUCGUCGGCCUCGGGUUUGGAAUGGUUGUUGCUACAUCAACUAUGGUGGCCACGAUUCAAUCAUCAAUGAGAGACCAUGCUCCUGCGCAGGGCCUUAUAGCCCAGGUUCGAGUCCUUGGCGGUAGUAUAGGCAUUGCAGCAUCUUCCGCCAUUGCAGGAGUCAUCCUUAAAGAACGGGUUGGAUCAGACACUGGGCAAUCUUCCUCGCUCGAAGACACUAUCGCCAAUCUGAGCCCUGAACGACAGGUGAACGUACGAGUAGCAUAUUCAGACGCUUUCAACGAAGAUAUGCGAGUAUGUGCGAUUAUCGGAGCUGUUGCAGUUCUUCUGACUUUUGGCACAUUUAGCCAGAAGCGGACAACUAUAGCAGAGCACAAGGAACAGGAGAUGCAUAGGAUGGGGAGAAGGAAAGCAACCCAACCUACCUAAGCCCUUACCGAAUAUGAGCUUCUGUAAGCCAUUCGUUAAUGAUGCCGUAUGCAUAAGGGCAUUAAUGCGGGUUGAAAAGGGAAAUUGAUGUUGACGCUGAUAUUGUCCCUGGGUUGGUGCGUGUUUUCGUUCUGCAGGCGUG
Messenger RNA from Hypoxylon trugodes, 1967 nucleotides. RefSeq names its product major facilitator superfamily transporter. The transcript is spliced from 5 exons. Gene Ontology annotation, biological process: transmembrane transport. The record is from RefSeq and is a predicted model, not a curated record. NCBI's taxonomy places the organism in Eukaryota, Fungi, Ascomycota, Sordariomycetes, Xylariales, Hypoxylaceae. Gene Ontology annotation, molecular function: transmembrane transporter activity. The coding region runs from base 158 to 1825 and encodes 555 amino acids. Gene Ontology annotation, cellular component: membrane.